Papilio xuthus (Asian swallowtail) is the source of this 843-nucleotide messenger RNA. RefSeq lists its product as uncharacterized. The transcript is spliced from 5 exons. NCBI's taxonomy places the organism in Eukaryota, Metazoa, Arthropoda, Insecta, Lepidoptera, Papilionidae. Bases 105 to 617 code for a protein of 170 amino acids. The record is from RefSeq and is a predicted model, not a curated record.
AUUCAUAUGUUAUCUGAUUCGAUACGCGAUCGCUACCUUUUGCGCCUCUUUGUUAAAAAACUAUUAUUAUAUUGGGCAUCAUUGUUGGUUGUAAACGGAUACAAAUGUUUUUAUUAUUUUUGCAAUAUUUGUUUGUUGUUGUCACAGCGUCCGUGAUAUUCGAGGACUGUGGGUCAGCGUACGAAUUACACGAAGUGAAUAUAAAUGGAUGCGGCAGACGACUGCCCUGCUACAUUACUCUCGGUGAUCUUGUUCCCGUUACAAUGCAUUUUGUUUCUGAGUUCGAGUCCCGUAAGCUUGAUCAAGAUGUACUAUUAAAUAUCAACUUUAUAACUCUAAGAACCAAUGCUACACCAGAGCCGUGUGCGACUGUGCAUUGCCCAGUGAGAUCAGAUGCCGUGACGUCAUACACCAGUGUGAUGACAGUACCAACUAAUGUCGCUGCGAAUCGACGCGGAUUCUUGCAGUGGCGAGUGUAUAAUGAUGAAAAUAGAUUAGUUUUGUGCUAUUCAGUAUUAGUUCAAACACAAACCUGGUUACAAAAAUAUCUACGCAGUUUCAUUAUCUAUGGAAAUCAAAGAUGUUUUUGUAAGUCGUUGGAAUCAAACAGACACUAAUAACAUAUACAUAAAAUAAACUUAGAUCUCAUCAACUAAUUAGUAUAUGAAAAUUGUAAUAUAAUUAUCUUUAUUAUCAUUUUUAAAUUAACUAAUAAAUAGUUUCGUGGAUUUAUUUUUGUAACAAUCCGACCGUGUUAAACAAAGUAUCUGUAAAAAAUUAUAGUGUAGAUCUGGGUAUUGCAUUUUAGUGGAGGAAUAUCUAUGUAUUUUAUAGCAAUUUAAA